Messenger RNA from Rhagoletis zephyria (snowberry fruit fly), 945 nucleotides. The record is from RefSeq and is a predicted model, not a curated record. NCBI's taxonomy places the organism in Eukaryota, Metazoa, Arthropoda, Insecta, Diptera, Tephritidae.
AUGUCCAUCGAAGAGCAGUUUAACGCCGCCGUUAAGGUGAUUCGCUCGCUUCCCAAAAAUGGUUCCUUUCAGCCUUCCGACGAGCUUAAGCUUACCUUUUACGCGUUCUUCAAGCAAGCCACCGAAGGGCCGAACACGACGAAGAAGCCGCCAUUCUAUGACAUUGUCAACCGGUACAAAUGGGACGCCUGGAAGAAGGUGGGAGAGAUCAGCCGACAGGAGGCGAUGGUCCUCUAUGUCGAGGAGCUGAAAAAAGUCAUUGAGACGCUCUCUAUGAACGCCGAAGUCUCCGACUUUUUGGACAUUUUGGGGCCUUUUUACGAAUUUCUGCCUGAAGAAGUGACCCGCAGCAAAAGCAACAGCAACAGCAGUUCGAGUAUAUCUUCUCCCAGCAAGCGAGCUGACGCCUUUCAAGAGUCGCUGGACGACCAAGUGACGACUUCAAUGCAGGCACAGUUUUGCACCUAUGACAGUGAAGGUGAUGAGUUUGCGGACACUGUUGACUUUACUUCGCCCAAGAGUGACAAAAUACCUGUGAUCCUGCAAAACGGCAGCAUUUCAAAGCAGUUCAGUACGACAGCUAACAACUGUAAAACAAACGAAGUUGCGACGGCGACGGCGACCAACCUCAAUGGACUCAAGUCGGUGGAAAGUAAAGGAGGCAGUGCUUCACGCAAAGUGGCAAAUGGGCCAAGUGUGCAAACAACGCUGGCCUCCAGUCACUCCAAUUGUGCAAUUAGCUAUGGCAACUCUGGCUCUGCCACUGAUCACUCGCUCGGAUUUAACGAACAGCUGACGAUGGCGGUGUUCAAGCUGCAGCACAGUCUGGACCGGGUCGUCAACCGGAUCGAUGCCCUCGAGAGCGUGCUCACGCUGCAGUCGAGCUGUAAGCUCCUUAUCACAGUACCAGAGACUGGAGUCCACGACGACGUGCAAGAGCCGUAG